Molecule: messenger RNA, 3038 nt
Organism: Cyclopterus lumpus (lumpfish)
Lineage: Eukaryota; Metazoa; Chordata; Actinopteri; Perciformes; Cyclopteridae
Gene: dpp3
Product: dipeptidyl-peptidase 3
Exons: 19
Coding region: 58-2442 (794 amino acids)
Biological process (GO): proteolysis
Cellular component (GO): cytoplasm
Molecular function (GO): dipeptidyl-peptidase activity; metalloexopeptidase activity
Source: RefSeq, a predicted model, not a curated record
AAAGUGUGACCUUGUCACGAGUUCCGGUUGUGUGAGAGACCAUUUUCGUUAUUACAGAUGUUCAACGUUUACAGUGGCCAAAUGAUUUUGAGACGUCUUCGACUAUGGAAAAGAUCUCCGACGAGGAUGGGAUUCGAACCCACGCGUGCAGAGCACAAUGGAUUAGCAGUCCAUCGCCUUAACCACUCGGCCACCUCGUCAUGUGUCUGCACCUUCAGGCACUAUUGUUCCUCGUCGUCAGUGUUAAACCUCAAACUUAAGAUGGUGGACUCUCAGUACUACCUCCCAAAUGAGAUUGGUGUAGCGUCUCUUGACUGCAGUGAGGCCUUCCGUUUGCUGUCACCUCAGGAGAAGAUGUACGCCCACUACCUGUCACGCGCAGCUUGGUAUGGUGGUCUGGCAGUGCUGUUGCAGACAUCCCCAGAGUCUGCAGAUAUCUUUGUCCUGCUGCAGAGAAUCUUCAGGAAGCAGACGCCUGCACAGCUGGAACAGGUUGCAACAACAACUGGAAUCAGCUCUGAGGAGUACCAGGCAUUCUUGGUGUAUGCAGCUGGUCUGUAUGCCAACAUGGGAAACUACAAGUCUUUUGGAGACACCAAGUUCAUCCCAAAUCUACCCAAGGACAAGCUGAAGGCUCUGGUGAAGGCCAGCCAGGCAUUCCAGGACCAGCCCACUGAGAUGGAGGCUCUGUGGGACAGCUGCUCGUGUCUCCUCUACUCCCUGGAAGACAGACAGAAACAGCUGGGGUUGGGCGACAAGGGAAUUACCACAUACUUCUCAGGAAACUGCAGUCUGGAGGAUGCCGAGAUGGCCCAGAAGUUUCUUGACUCUAAAAAACUGUCUGCUUACAACACCCGUCUGUUUAAGAGGGACAAUGGAGGGAAAGCCUGCUAUGAGGUGCGCCUCGCCUCAGCUGUGCAGAAAGACUGCACAGUGGAGGGGGAAUGCGAGUCAUGCUGCGGCAGCUUCAACUUUGAAGACAAAGAGUUCACUGUGAAGAGGGGAGAUUAUGCUCCUCUCAUGGAGAAGGUCUCUUAUUACCUCCAACAAGCACAGGCCUACGCUGCUAAUGAGAACCAGAGAAAGAUGCUGGAGGAGUACAGUCGCAGCUUCACCUUUGGCUCAGUUGACGCCCAUAAAGAAGGCUCGCGCUACUGGAUCAAAGACAAGGGACCAAUUGUUGAGAGUUAUAUAGGUUUCAUAGAGAGCUACAGAGACCCAUUCGGCUCCAGAGGAGAGUUUGAAGGUUUCAUAGCGGUUGUGAACAAGGCGAUGAGUGAGCGUUUUGCCAAGUUGGUGAGCUCAGCAGAAGUCUUGCUCCCUGAGCUGCCGUGGCCCAGGGAGUUUGAGAAAGACACAUUCCUAAAACCUGACUUCACUUCGCUGGAUGUUCUCACCUUUGCUGGCAGUGGAAUACCAGCUGGCAUCAACAUCCCCAACUAUGAUGACAUCAGACAGUCGGAGGGCUUUAAAAAUGUGUCGCUAGGCAACGUGCUGGCUGUAGCCUAUGCCACACAAAAAGACAAAUUGACCUUCCUGCAGGAGGAAGACAAGGAUUUGUUUAUCAAGUGGAAGGGCCCAUCAUUCGAGGUGCAGGUCGGACUUCAUGAGCUGUUGGGUCAUGGAAGUGGCAAGCUGUUUGUCCAGGAUGACAUGGGUAAAUUCAACUUUGACCAGAGUAAGGUGACCAACCCAGAGACUGGAGAGCCGGUGUCCAGUUGGUAUCGGGGCAGCGAGACAUGGGACAGUAAAUUUUCUACGAUUGCUUCCUCUUAUGAAGAAUGCCGCGCUGAGUGUGUCGGACUCUAUCUGUGUCUCAUCAAGCAAGUCCUCAGUAUUUUUGGCCACGAGGGCCAGGAUGCAGAGGACGUGGUGUACGUCAACUGGCUCAGCAUGGUCCGAGCUGGACUGUUGGGCCUGGAGUUCUACACAGCUGAGAGCAAGAGCUGGAGACAGGCCCACAUGCAGGCGCGUUUCGUGAUCCUGCGAGUUCUGCUGGAGGCCGGGGAGGGCCUGGUGGGCCUGGAAGAAGUGACGGGACAGGACGGCAAGCCUGAUGCUCGAAUCACACUGGACAGAAGCAAGAUCCACACUGUGGGGAAGAACGCCAUCCACAGGUUCCUCUGUAAACUGCAGGUCUUAAAGGCAACGGCAGAUGUGGAAGGAGGCAGAGCUCUCUAUGACCUCUACUCCACCGUCGACGACGGCAGUGCUCACAACUUUGUGCGUCUCCGGGAGACGGUAUUGUUGAGGAAAGAAGCUCGUAAGAUGUUUGUCCAGGCCAACACCAGAGUCAGUGGGGACAGCGUAGAGUUGGUUGACUACGAAAGCAGCGCGGCAGGUUUGAUUCGCUCCUUCACCGAACGCUUCCAAGACGACGCAGAGCAACUGGAGGCCGACCUUUUGGAGCUGUGCAAAAGAGAUGCCCCCUGCUGGUGUUGAUGGAGGAUCUGCUUCAAAAAUACCAACUGGAAUUAGAUGUUCUGUAUGUGAAAAUUGAUUAUUAAUGGAUGUUAAACACACAACUGUACUCCAAAUCCUGUUCGACACUUCUGAAGAGACAACAUACAAGUUGUAUAGUAUCAAACAAGUUUCAUACUAUACAAUAAAGCCAUAAUAACAGAUCUGCCUAAGACACCAGCCACAGUUUUUCUGUACAUGACUUCGAUCUAAUGUUAGGUGUUGUCUUUGAUAUCACAAUCAAAUACAAAUAAAUGAUUUGACAACUCUUUUAAAAGCAUUUAGGACAUGUAUUCUUCCAAUGAAGUAUUGAGAACCAAUGCUGCCUGACAAUAAAAAUGGCUCCUGGGUCAUUUUUCACUAUCAAUGCAAGGUCAGAAUUUGGCUUGAAACCUUCACAAAACGUUAAUUAUAAUUAUUUGUCCAGCCAAAGGCAGAAUAAUACCUGACACUAAUUGUAUGUGUAAAGAAGUCAUGACUGAUUACUUGACUGUAUAAAAUAUUGAUGAGUCUGGAAGGCCAAAGGAAGCGCUGUAUGUACUCUGUUGACUGAACAAAUUAAAUUGGUUUGAUAAGAA